AUGGACAGUCCUCAGAGCAGGAAAGUCUCUUCCAGCGGAGUAGCCGCUCCGUCUACGGCUCUCAAGGAUAGAUUCCGACGGAUGCAGCGCGGAAUGACUAUGGAGGAGGUGCAGCAAUACGGGGUAUUGAACGAUGAAGAAGCAACCGAGCUGUUCAAAGGCAUUGAUCUGGAUGAGAAGACUAUCAAGAAACUUCCCAAGAAGCAACGGCCUUACUACGAACACCUGGCCCAACUCAAGGAGCAUUACGAGGAGGUCGAUCAACUCCUAGCGGGAGAAAUACCCAAGAACAUUGCUAGCUCGUUCAAGCGCCCACAGGUCCGAGCCACCAUACGACAGGACAGCAGUCUCACCACAAGCCAGAAAGGAUUAGCUAGGUCGCUAAGGAGAAGUAGCUCGAGGACAAUCAAGCCCGCGCGGGAGAAUGGUGACGCAGAGGCGGGAGAGGAGGAUGGGCUAUUGAGCGGAGCUCAAAAGGAAGAAAAGAGGGAACGGACAGCCAAGAUUGCUUUGAACGUCAAUACAGGGGUGAAUGUAGUCCUGGUAGUUGCGAAGCUGGUCGCAGUACUGUAUUCGUCGUCGAUAUCCCUUCUGGCAUCACUGGUCGACUCGGCUCUGGAUCUUCUGAGCACAUUCAUUAUCCUUGGAACAAGCUAUGCGAUUGGAAUAAAAUCGGACAAGCAUCUUUAUCCUGCCGGAAAGCGCAGAUUCGAGCCGCUUGGUGUGCUCAUCUUCUCCGUCGCGAUGAUCGCAUCCUUUGUUCAAGUCUUUAUUGAAGCAUUCCAGCGAGCUCGAGACACUUCCGACAAUGCUCCGGUGGAGCUGAGCACCAUCGGUCUGGUAACGAUGAUUGUCACGAUCGCAGUCAAGCUGGUACUGUGGAUCUGGUGCUCCCGAAUCCCUAGCUCUGGUGUGCAGGCCCUGGCUCAGGAUGCCGAAAAUGAUGUGUGGCUCAAUUCAAUGUCGCUCGCAUUCCCGUGGAUCGGUCACCGGAUUGGAUGGCGAUUGCUUGACCCAAUAGGCGGUAUGGUCCUCUCCGCUUACAUCAUCUUCGAGUGGAUCAAGACAUUAUUGCAGAACUUUGCAAAGCUAUCAGGCAAGACCGCUUCCCGUGAUCAGAUCACGCGUGUACUGUAUCUCGUCACUCGCUUUAAUCCAGUUUUGGAGAUUAAGGAAGUCGAAUGUUAUCACAUCGGAGACGAGCUUAUCGUCGAAGUCGACGUAAUCUUCCCUCAAGCAAGUUCACUUCAUUUCGCUCACGAUGUCAGUGAGACUAUCCAGUGUACUCUCGAAAGCUUGGAUGGUGUGAUACGAGCAUAUGUCCAGUAA
Kockovaella imperatae is the source of this 1329-nucleotide messenger RNA. RefSeq lists its product as hypothetical. The record is from RefSeq and is a predicted model, not a curated record. Gene Ontology annotation, molecular function: monoatomic cation transmembrane transporter activity. Gene Ontology annotation, cellular component: membrane. Lineage: Eukaryota; Fungi; Basidiomycota; Tremellomycetes; Tremellales; Cuniculitremaceae. Gene Ontology annotation, biological process: transmembrane transport; monoatomic cation transport. Bases 1 to 1329 code for a protein of 442 amino acids. The transcript has 12 exons.